AUGAACAAAAACAAACAAUUCUCUCCAUUUUUCUCAUAUUUGAAAUCGACCGAACAAAAACCUAUUCUACUCAUUCCAAUUGCAACAGUUGUCACAAGUCUAUUUCAGUCGCAAAAGAUAGCAAACAUCAUUCUAUUGAAGUUUCGCUCGUAUCUCUGGCAAACAUCCUUAUCAUAUGCUAUAACCAUUGCGAAUACUAAAAAUAUCUAA
Adineta ricciae is the source of this 210-nucleotide messenger RNA. The record is from the annotation of a GenBank genome assembly. Lineage: Eukaryota; Metazoa; Rotifera; Eurotatoria; Adinetida; Adinetidae.